Molecule: messenger RNA, 339 nt
Organism: Oikopleura dioica
Lineage: Eukaryota; Metazoa; Chordata; Appendicularia; Copelata; Oikopleuridae
Source: the annotation of a GenBank genome assembly
AUGAGUGGCGCAGGGUCUCCUACCUACGGAACGGGCGAUAACAAUGUUUUACAACAGACCCAAAAUCAGGUCCAAGAAGUCGUCGGAAUCAUGCGCGGAAAUGUGGAACGCGUGCUUGAAAGAGAUCAGAAAUUGAGUCAGCUGGAUGAUCGCGCCGAUGCUCUUCAGCAAGGAGCCAGUCAGUUCGAAUCGCAGGCAGCCAAGCUCAAGAGAAAGUACUGGUGGCGAAAUAUAAAGAUGUGGAUCAUUCUGGGCAUUGUUGCCGCUGUGGUCAUUAUCAUCAUUGCAGUAUCAGUCUCCUCCGGCAAAAAUGAAGACGAGGACGACCCUAAUCCUUAG